AUGUCGUGGAUGGACUCCUGGUCGCGGCCCAGCAAGCACGCCGUCACCCCACCACCCCUCUACCUCACCGUCGGCGACACAGUACCCUACUGCCACAGCUGCGGGCGCGUAAUCAGCGAGCGCCGCAAGACUCAAAACGCAACGGCAGUCAAAUAUUGCUCGGCACGAUGCCGAAAUAGCAAACCAGGUCCCACCGACCGCAAGAUCGAAGCCACAUUCGCCGCCCUUUUGAACGGCGCAUCACCAGAAUCACUAAAAGAGAACGCCGGAGCAGACCCAGUCAAGAACAACGCAGAAUCAGAGACUAUGCAUGACGACACCAAAUUCGGCAAAGGCGAGAAGAAGCAUAAGAAAAAGCCAUCCAAAACCGUCAAAGGAGAAACUAGAAUCAUCAUCGAAUGCGGCACAGUAGAAGAGAUAGUCUUCCAGCGGGAAAAAGACCCCGAAAAAGUCUACGGACGACGCAAGAACCGGAAAGCGCGUUUCGUAGUCGAGAAGCCCGAGGAUUGGAAGAGCGUGGAUAUGGUCGAUCAACCUGCAUCCAGUACACCUGCUACUACAGCCACAACAGACGCAUCAUCCGCAGCAUCACGACAACCACCCCCACAAGACUACACCAGCGACGAGGAAAGCGUAUCAGAUUCCGAUGCCGAAGCCGAAGGUGGCAUAGUCCUCGAACCCACCAAAACAGCCUCUUCUACAGACGCAGACGCAAACGCAGACGCAGACGCCCUCCCCGACACCGUAGAAUACGGCUACGGCGGCGGUAAAGUGCGCCCACCCCAAGCGCAAAACGACGUCAACGGCAGCGUGGGCGGAGAAAAAGGCUGGGCUGAACGCAUCGAAGAAACGGAUGAGAUGAAGUUGAAGCGGAGGGAGGGGCAGCGGAGAGCGGAUGAGAGGGAGAUGGUGAGGAAGGCGGCGAGGAGGGGGUGUGCGUUUGGGUUUGCAGUUGAGGGGGAAGGUGAGAAGAAGAAGUGUGAGGCUGUUAUGAAGGGCGUGGUUGUUGAGAGUAGUUUUGCGAAGGGGGAGUGGGGGGUUAGGUGGAGGGAGAUGAUUUGA
Messenger RNA from Alternaria ethzedia, 1062 nucleotides. RefSeq lists its product as uncharacterized. The transcript has a single exon. The record is from RefSeq and is a predicted model, not a curated record. Bases 1 to 1062 code for a protein of 353 amino acids. NCBI's taxonomy places the organism in Eukaryota, Fungi, Ascomycota, Dothideomycetes, Pleosporales, Pleosporaceae.